Mesorhabditis spiculigera is the source of this 2130-nucleotide messenger RNA. Lineage: Eukaryota; Metazoa; Nematoda; Chromadorea; Rhabditida; Rhabditidae. The record is from the annotation of a GenBank genome assembly.
AUGUCACUAGUGCUGAUAAAACCAUUUGGCUUGUCAGCUUCUCCCCGUCUCCAAGUCGGCGCGCCGCUCGUCUCGCUCUUCACGCACGUCCCGUUCGAGCCGUUCGACCCGCCGUUCAGCGUCGCGAUCGGCUUCGACGCGUCGCUCAAAGUCUUCCAAAUCGCGCCGUUCUUCGAAGUCGAGCUGACCGUCGACAAACCCCAGAAACACAUUGAGCUGCACAGCGCAGGGCUCGACCUCAUCGCCGCUACCCUCAUCCAUGGCAAAACGGACACCAAGCACCGUCGCCUCACCAUCCGUGCCAACGACACUCUGAGCAGGGUUGCCCUCUCCGACGGCUUCGACAUCGAUACGGGCGUCUAUGUGCUGCAGAUAGUGUACAGUGGAAUGUUGAGUCGAUCGAUGCAUGGCCUGUAUCGAUCUGCCUCACUCUACGAUCCAUCCCGAAAUGGGGAAAGUCGACGGAUCGCGGUUCAGGAUACGGUGGCACACGAGAUUGGACAUCAGGACACACCGGGCAUCCAGAAAUUCCGUAAAGUCUGGGGUGAAGGGGACUACGCGGCACCGCUGAAGCCGAUUGUCGUUGGGAAGGCGGCACCCGGGGAUAGGGACUACAACAAGGUCCCCUCCACCUACUACGACAUCCUCGACAUGUUCAGCUACCUUGUCUACCCAAAAGCAGCCUACGGUGUCUACACCAUGUUCACCACCCUGGGCGAGAAGCGCUUCAGCAACAUGAUCAAGGGAUACCUCGAAAAGCAUGCCUAUGGCUUGAGUAUCACGGCUGAUAUCUGGGAUGAGGAUCCGAUCAAGGACCAGUUGUGGCAAUUGGCAAGGGAUGCAAGCCGCGAUCAUAACUACAAGCGUGGCCAUCCCCGUAUCACCGUUGCCCGUGUCCCCGGCACCUCCAACAAGUACGCCAUCACCACCCAACGCCACUACCUCUCCGACGAUACCAAGCUGGGCGAUGCACAAAAUGAUAUCUGGCGAAUCCCUAUCGAAUACCGCGAACAACCCGACGACAUCAUGGCGUUCAUCCCCGGCGAUGGAAGCCCCCUCAUCAUCGAGUCGUCCGAGCUGCCGUUCAUCAACCACAACCAGCUCGUGUUCGCCAGGGUCAACUACGGAGAGCUGUGGCCUGAAGUGCUGAAAACGAUUCAGACAGCUGGUCUAACCGGUCUGACCCGUUCGUUCAUCUACGAAGACCUGUUCACCCUUCCCCGUGAUGGUGUCAUCCCCUACACGACCGUCGUCUCCUUCCUCAACCGCCUCGAUCAAGAGCUAUUUAAUGCGAGCGAUUACUACAACUCGUUGAUCGCCAAGGCCAAAGCCGACGGGGAGGCCAAAAACCCUGGCGGCAGACUGUUAAAGACGGCUUCGACAGCCACCGCCGAGUUGUACCUCACCGAGAUGGAGAAGAUCAACGCCUUCAACGAGGAGCUGAGGGAGCAGCAGCAGAUGCGGCUCCUUGGGCGUGAGACGCGCGCUGCUAACGACCCGGAAUGGCGUCGUUUUGAGAGGGAUGUGAUGACGGCUUGCCCCCGGAAGGAGCAGAUGACCAGCAAGUGCAGCAGGUACGACUGGGCUGCCCGGAAUGACGGAUAUCCCAAUGCCAUCCGGAGUGCCACGGGAAAACGCGCCGAACGCAUCGCGGAAUUCAUCUGGAAGAAGUUGCAGAUUGAGACCGACCCCGACGAGCAAUACUACCUAAAUCGUGCCCUCCUCUACGCCCCCAACUGGAAAUGGGCCGAGCGCAUGCUCGACAACCUGAUCAACAACACCGGGAUGGCACGCCUACAGAAUACACAGUGGCUGGCAUCAGCUGUCGGAUGGAGAGACGAGGCAUUCAAAUAUCUAUACCACAAUAUUGGAUCUAUCCAUCAGAGGCUGAGCUACGCACCGGACGAGCGGAAAAACCUGGUGACCGGGAUUCUCGGCCAGCUUGGCGGUCCGGACGCCCUGACAAAGCUGACGAUGAUGCGCCAACACCCCGAACUGCCCGAAGACCUUCGCCCGCUGCCAUUCUGGGAGGCACUCGCCGAGCAGCACCGCCUCAACCUCGAAUGGUCACAGAGAUAUGCGUACGACGUGCUCGAGCUGUUCGCCCAGCUGCCGCGGAUGAACACGCCG